UACUUUCAAUAUGGCGGCUCCCAGGAAGCGUUUCUCGGCUGUAAUCCUGUGUUCGAUCGCGGUUUCUGUCAGUUUUAUUCAGCAUGCAGCAUGUAAUACAGAUGAAAAGGUGGAGGAGUUUUUCAAGAGCGGUCACACCAACAACUGGGCCGUGCUGGUGGACACUUCCCGGUUCUGGUUCAACUACCGCCAUGUUGCCAACGUCCUCUCCAUCUACAGGAGUGUCAAGCGACUUGGGAUUCCGGACAGUCGUAUUAUCCUGAUGGUGGCAGAUGACAUGGCAUGUAACCCGAGGAACCCCCGUCCCGCGACGGUCUUCAACAAUGCCAACCAGCACAUCAACGUGUACGGAGACGACGUGGAGGUGGAUUACCGCGGAUACGAGGUGACGGUGGAAAACUUCAUCAGAGUUUUGACAGGACGUCUUCCACCGAGUACACCACGGUCAAAAAGAUUGUUGUCAGAUGAACGCAGCAAUAUCCUUGUGUAUAUGACAGGACAUGGAGGAGACGGUUUCCUCAAGUUCCAGGAUGCGGAGGAGGUGUCGAAUGUGGAGCUGGCUGAUGCCUUCCAGCAGAUGUGGACCAAACGCAGAUAUCAUGAACUGUUCUUCAUGAUUGAUACGUGUCAGGCGGAGUCCAUGUUCCAGAAGUUCUACUCCCCCAACAUCCUGGCUGUAGCCAGUAGCAAGAUCGGCGAGGACUCACUGUCGCAUCAUGUGGACCCCGCACUUGGCGUGUACGUCAUCGACAGAUACACCUACUAUGCUCUGGAGUUCCUUGAGAAGGUCAAUCCGUCCGGCAAACAGACAGUAGGACAGUUUCUGCGGGUGUGUCCGAAGAGUCAGUGUAUCUCUACAGUGAGUGUCCGCACGGACCUGUUCAAGCGAGACCCAGACAAGGUGCCACUCACAGACUUCUUCGGCAGUGUCAGGAAUGUGGAGAUUUUACCUGAAACCAUCACACUGAAGAACAUGUCUCUAGACAAGGAGCGGGACAGUUGUGGCAAGGAUGGCUGCCCUACCGAUGACCUGUCCAGCAAGAUGAAGUAUGCAGAACAGUUCCCCAUGCCAGUGUGAGACACUUCACGUACACACAACUCAAGUCAUUCAACACAACACAACACAACACAACACAACACAACACAACACAACACAACCACUGUCUGGGUUUAGACCUGUAGUCCUGUAGCCUUUCUUAACAAGAUCAAGAUAGCCAGAUUUAUGAACCAGUACUUUUGGAAUAUGUAUUUUUCACAUAGUGCAAUAUUGUCUGUUCUGCAACCAUCUUGCUAUAGUUUAAUUGGGAUACUGACUAAAAAAAGUCUGUUUUUUCACAAAAUAUAUAUUAUUUUUUUACAAUAUACAUGAUGUAAGACAUAAGUAUGGAAUGUAUAUGUUUAGAGUUGUGAACGUAUGACAGAUGGAUCCAGAGAAGAUGCAUGCCACC
Messenger RNA from Haliotis rufescens (red abalone), 1448 nucleotides. Its product is annotated as GPI-anchor transamidase-like. The record is from RefSeq and is a predicted model, not a curated record. The transcript is spliced from 9 exons. Gene Ontology annotation, molecular function: GPI-anchor transamidase activity. Lineage: Eukaryota; Metazoa; Mollusca; Gastropoda; Lepetellida; Haliotidae. Gene Ontology annotation, cellular component: GPI-anchor transamidase complex. The coding region runs from base 11 to 1078 and encodes 355 amino acids. Gene Ontology annotation, biological process: protein localization to cell surface; proteolysis; attachment of GPI anchor to protein.